CCGUUAUGUUUUGCGUAAGGAUAUACCAUCUCGGCAGCCUUGAAAGUCUUUCAACGUUUAAUGUUCGAUUGGAAGCAAACACAGUUUUUGUACCGCACGCUUCACUGGGCCGGAUGUAGUUUUCACAGUAACAACCCGAACAGUUCCAUCGGUUCCUGGAUGAGUUUCGAUGAUGCGUCCUAGACGCCAAUAUAAUGGAGGCACGUUGUCUUCGACUAAGAUCACCAUGGCACCAGGAGUGAUCAAAUUCGGAUUAGAGUCACUUGAGGGCCACUUGGAACGAGCCUGAAGGUUCAUCAGGUAGUCUCGACACCAUCGUUGCCAAAAGGUUUGCUGAAUCUGUCUUAUUAGCUGAUAUUGAUUUUGAAGGUUCUCUGGUAGCUUGGAAUAAUCGCAUUGAGGAGGGCUAACACCGAUCAAGAAAUGACCGAGGGUCAGGACUGUUAGGUCUGACGGAUCAGAGGAAAUAGGUGUGAAAGGGCGUGAGUUUAUCACAGCUUCAACCUGUGCAGCUAUAGUAGACAGAUCUUUGAAAGUUAACGCUUUCUUGCCCAAAACUCGAAUGAGGUGUAAUUGUGCUCGUUUAACUGCGGCCUCCGAAAGACCUUCAUAAUGACGUUUCACCACGUUCACGUGAGGGAAUGAAAUUUCACUUAAUAGAGUUUUUCAAAAGAAACUUUAAAAUAUGAGGUUCAUUUAUGAAAUCAGGUAAUUUGGAAUAAAUCUGUUUCAACUCGUUGUCAGCUCCGACAUUGUCGCUAUAAAUGAUGCGGCACAAUCCUCUACGAGAGACAAACCGUGAUAGCGCAUUGAAAAAUGCCCCACUGCUCAAGUCACUCACAACCUCUAAAUGGACAGCUUUAGUUGUGAAACAGAUAAAUAUGCAAAUAUAGGCCUUAAUAAGGGCUCGAUUGCGAAGUUUGCCGUCCUUAACCCUUAGUUAGUCGCGCCAGUGUAUUUUGUACACUAUUUUUAAAAUAGAAGUCACCAUUUGUUUAAAAAACGCUUUUUUGCCACCACCACUACACGUAUCUUAGCAGACAGAUGUCCUUGACUCACUGCAAUCCCGUUUCGCCGGUUUUAGUUGGACGCCGUACUUGAAUUGAAUAACAUUUUCUGAGCGGUGCCUGAAAUACACCACGCGACCAAUUAACAUGGACAAAAUACGUGUGAGAGACCCCAAUAGGUUGACUGAUGAGGAACUUGCCCUUUUUUUAGAGUUAGAUGAUAGUAGCGACGAAGUGUCACCCUUGGAAAUUGAAGAGGAGCAUGAUAGCGACUUUGAAGAGGAAGUAGUUUCUUAUAGUGAUCAUGAGAGUGCUUCCGAAGUUAGCGAGGAAGAAUAUGAAAAGGCCAAUGAAGAGGCCGAAUAAAAGUCCGAUGAAGUGGAAGAUGAAAAUUUUUACACAGGACGUGAUAAAACAAUUACCUGUGGACAUAAAAAUCCUGCUAAAGAAAUUAGUCAAAGAAGAUCAAAAUCAACCCAAGGCUGACAACCCAGAAGAACCACCCCAAAAAAUAAGAGCAAGAUGCCUUUUGUGUGGACGAGCCAAGAAUAGAGUAACAACAAUGAAGUGUGAUUCUGUUUAUGUUAACAUAAUGUAA
Messenger RNA from Acanthoscelides obtectus, 1605 nucleotides. The record is from the annotation of a GenBank genome assembly. NCBI's taxonomy places the organism in Eukaryota, Metazoa, Arthropoda, Insecta, Coleoptera, Chrysomelidae.